GCAGAUUCAAUUAGACGCCAAGCAAACCUCCAGAAUAUCAAAACCAAAGCCGCAGAAUGUCGAAAGUCCUCGCCGCCGUUUUCGCUUUCAUAGCCAUCUGCUUUGUCCUUGGCAACGCCGCACCUGCCCCGCCCACACAGCUGCUGGACGCCCACACCGCCAUCCAAAAGAUAAUCGCUGCUUACAACCGCAUUCCAGGACCUUCGGUUGUUCAUCCGUGGGAGGUGGCCCAUGUGAUUGACCCUAACACCUUUGUGGCCCACUUCUGAAGGACCAACACUGCUACCUAAACAUACCUGACUACCUUUAAAAAAUGGCUAAAUAAAUUCUAAUGAAAUUUU
Molecule: messenger RNA, 341 nt
Organism: Drosophila gunungcola (fruit fly)
Lineage: Eukaryota; Metazoa; Arthropoda; Insecta; Diptera; Drosophilidae
Exons: 2
Coding region: 57-269 (70 amino acids)
Source: RefSeq, a predicted model, not a curated record